CCUUUGGAGUUUGAUAUGAUGUGAUUACAGAAUCCCAGAGUGACACGUCGCCAAAUUCACUAUAAUCAAGGUCUGACUCUUCCGGGUGGUCAUCUCACAAAUUGCUCAGUGAGCACCCGUAAUUAAGCUGAUUUAUUGCUGAUAAUCACUCACAAUGGAAACCAAUCAAAAAUCCGGGGAUGGACUGACGGGCACUCAGAAAGAAGCAGCCCUGCGCUCAUUGAUCCAGCGCACAGGAUAUAAUUUGGUUCAGGAAAAUGGUCAAAGAAAAUACGGCGGCCCGCCCCCAGACUGGGAUGGCCGUCCACCUGAGAGAGGGAGUGAAAUUUUCGUGGGGAAGUUGCCUCGGGAUCUCUUCGAGGAUGAGCUGGUGCCACUCUGUGAAAAAUUUGGAAAAAUCUAUGAGGUGCGAAUGAUGAUGGACUUCAAUGGAAAUAAUCGUGGUUAUGCAUUUGUAACUUUCUCCAAUAAACAAGAAGCUAAAAAUGCCAUGAAACAAUUAAAUAAUUAUGAAAUAAGGAAUGGAAGACUUCUGGGAGUAUGUGCAAGUGUGGAUAACUGCCGCCUCUUUGUUGGCGGUAUCCCUAAAACUAAGAAGCGGGACGAGAUUUUAGCAGAAAUGCGGAAAGUGACAGAUGGAGUAGUUGAUGUAAUAGUAUAUCCCAGUGCGGCUGACAAAACAAAGAACAGAGGAUUCGCUUUUGUGGAGUAUGAAAGCCAUCGAGCUGCAGCCAUGGCCAGGAGGAAACUUCUUCCAGGGAGGAUCCAGCUGUGGGGACAUGCCAUCGCCGUUGACUGGGCCGAGCCAGAGGUCGAAGUGGAUGAGGACACUAUGGCCACAGUUAAAAUCCUGUACGUGCGGAACCUAAUGUUGUCAACCACAGAGGAGACGAUAGAGAAAGAAUUUAAUAGUCUGAAGCCAGGUGCUGUUGAAAGAGUGAAGAAGAUACGAGACUAUGCUUUUGUCCACUUUACUGAAAGAGAGGAUGCAGUCAAUGCCAUGAAUGCAUUGAAUGGAAAGCUGGUGGACGGAUCCCCGAUAGAGGUGUCCUUAGCCAAGCCUGUGGACAAGGACAGUUACGUGCGCUACACCAGAGGCACAGGCGGCCGGGGUGCGCUGCUGCAGGGGGAGUACGCCUACACGCUGGGCCAGGUGUACGACCCCACUGCCGCCUACCUGGGGGCGCCGGUGUUCUACGCGCCGCAGGCUUACGCAGCCUUUCCCAGCCAGCUCCGUUUCCCGGCGGCCAAGGGCCAUGUCGGCGCCCGCGGCAUCGUGCGCAGCCCCUCGAUCAGAGAAAUUUACAUGAAUGUACCUGUAGGGGCUGCGGGAGUCCGUGGGAUGGGUGGACGUGGCUAUCUUGCUUACGCAGGUAUUGGCCGAAGCUACACAGGAUACCAGCUUAAGGGAGACAAGAGAGCUGAAGAUAAAUUUUAUGACCUCCUGCCUGGGAUGGAGCUCACGCCUAUGAACCCUGUAACCUUGAAACCUCAGGGAAUCAAACACGCUCCACAGAUCUUGGAGGAUAUCUGCCAGAAGAAUAACUGGGGGCAGCCGGUUUACCAGCUUCAUUCCGCCAUUGGACCAGACCAGAGGCAGCUGUUCUUAUACAAAGUCACUAUCCCUGCUCUCGCCACCCAGUACCCCAAUGUGCACCCAUUCACACCGGCCAAGCUGAGCCCAUCUGUGGAUGAAGCCAAAGUGCACGCUGCAGAGCAUGCCCUGCAGAUCCUGGGCCUACAGACAGAGGGCGCUGAGGCCUCCGCAGCAGCAGCUUUCCCAGGGUAUACAAUAGCAAACACCACUGCCACUGUGGCGGCCACCCAGCUCAAACAGGCAGUGUCACUGGGACAGGACCUCGCAGCAUAUGCAACUUACGAGGCCUACCCAGCCUUCGCCGUGGCAACGCAGGGAGAUGGCUAUGGUGUUUUCUGAGUCAGCACUAGGUCAUGGCCUCUCGCCUAGUGAUUCAAUCUAUGCCAUAUUGAUUUCAAUUUAAAUUUAAGAUUUGCUUUGAUUCUGAUGAUCGAUUUAGUACUGUAGUUGAAAGCCUUAGUUAAAGUGAUAGAUAAUUACAUGAAAUAUGUGGGUGAUGACAAUAAAAUUAUUUAAUCUGUUUUUUAAAUGCAUUAUCCUGCCUUAUCUCAGGAAUGGGUUUGCUUGUACAAGAUGUUUACAAAACCACAUCCCUUCCUAUUAUUUUUCUUUUUUGUUCUUGCCUUCUGUUUUUGUCCUUUUGUUGUUGCGGUGUUAAGAUAAGCGCUGAUCUUUCCAUUAGUGAAACCUCAGCAGUACCACUGUCUUAUGUGUUGUCUAUUCCAAGUGGAAAAGGGAAACAUGAUUCAAUUUAGAUUUGAACUCACGCAAACAGGCAAGUUUUCUCUUGGAGCUAGAUGUAGUGGCUCCAGUAGCCUUAAAAAAUAGACACUUUGACUGCCACUCGACUUUGAGCGAAAAUGAAAUAUAACAGCCUCUCGCUGAUGCAUCACAAAAUACAAAAUGUCAAGGCUUUGUUGUUUCCCAGGGCAAAGCUGUCUCUAUCAGGCAGCUGAACAAGGUACUAAAGCUGCAAUCGGCCCAUGUCUCAGUGUACUUCAGUAUCGUCUCAAGAACAACAUCCACAAAAUGCAGCACUGCCUUCUAUUUGUAAAUACAAAUAGUUCCAAACUUACAAAGAGGAAGUGUUUUUUUUCUGAAUCCCUUUUUCUAUCUUUACAUUGUUUUAAACUGAUUUCAUCAUAUGUGCACCAAGACACCAAAGACUUUCUUUCAAAAUGCAGAGAGACCGUGAGUAAUGGACUUCCAAGAAAAUGGCCUCUUUUUACUGUCUGAUAUAUUUAUAGAACGUUGAAGCUUAUAUUGCUAUACUUUAUGUUUAGGUUAUUUCUCAGUAUUUACCAAACACAUAAUGCUUGUAUGACUUCUUUUUUUGGUGGACGUGAAGGGGAAAAUGGAACAAACCCAUAAGCUGGAAAACUUAAACUGUCCAUGAAAUGACUGGUUUUCUGUUAGAGCAACACUUCACAGCCACAAAGGUUUCUGUGUGCCAACCCAAAUUGCUAAAUCUGUCAUAGAGCCUUUCCCUUCAGGCUCGGGAACCGAGGAUCUCACCCACAGUGAUUAAACCAAUCAGUUUAUCAGAUUUUUUGAGAGUUAAUGGCAGAAGUUGGAUGAUUUCUUAGAAAGUUCAGUUGGGUCCACAGAUUGGCAAAAAGAUCAUGAAGUGAGACAAACUUGUUACAUGAUUACUGCAGCAACAGAACUAAUCCUGGGCAUGUGCAGUUUAGUUAAAACCAAAAGAAAGGAGAAGUAAACAUGUACUGUUGUUUCAUAUGAAGUGUAAAAAGCCAGAGCAGUGACAGUAACAGUAUUAAAGUGUGAAUAAAGCACUUAAAACUUAUUUUUGUACUAGAAAUGCAAGAUUAUUUGUAUAGAGUUCUAUUCUUUUGGAUAUAUAAAUAGAAAUAUCCUAUUCAACAUUCCACAAUUAUUCAUCUGAAAAAUAAAAUCAUUGAGGGAAAAAAUUAAACAUGAAUGGGAAAUUUUGAAAAACAGUUUCAUUGUGGUAUGAAUCUUGGAGAAUUGCUUAGAUAAUUGUAAUGUGCCAUGUAUAUUUUUCCUAAAUAUGAAUAAAGUGUUAUACUGUACAAAA
This is a messenger RNA of Lepisosteus oculatus (spotted gar), 3653 nucleotides long. RefSeq names its product apobec1 complementation factor (gene a1cf). NCBI's taxonomy places the organism in Eukaryota, Metazoa, Chordata, Actinopteri, Semionotiformes, Lepisosteidae. The record is from RefSeq and is a predicted model, not a curated record. Gene Ontology annotation, molecular function: mRNA binding. Gene Ontology annotation, cellular component: nucleus.